GGUGAGGCCCACACUCAGUCUGAGUACUUGGGGCGCGCGCGGCCCCGGCUCUCGCCCGAGCCCGGGCCCCGGUGCAGGCCCUGCAUUAAGGCCGCCACACCCCAAGACCGUUAUCUGUGGAUGCACACAACCCUUGUGCAGUCUUAGUGAAGCUGGGUCAGAGGUUCCUGUCUUCUAUCAACAGCCAUCCCUCCUUUUUGGAGGCCUGAGCACCCUCUUCCUGUUUCUGGGGAAUGAGUUCCUCCAGAAAGCCAGCAGUCAUUGUGUAGCACUGGACGGGAUCAGGAGGCCUGGUUUCUAACCCUGCUCUGUCACUAGCAAGCUCUGUGAUCUUUGAAGCUUAAGUGAAAAUGGUACAUGUUAGAAGACACGAAACAAGGAAAAAUUCUAAAACUCAAGUACCUGAGCAAAAAUCUCGAGUUGAUUGGCGUCGAACUAAAAGAAGUAUCUCACAGUUAUUUGAUAGUGAUGAAGAACUUGAUAGUGAUGAGGAACUUGAAGUUGAUAGUGAUGAAGAGCUUGAGAGUGGUGAAAGUGUUGAUAGUGGUGAAGAGCUUGAUAGUAGCAAGAAUCCUGGUAUUAGUGAAAUACCAGAAAAGGAAACAGAGCCUAAAUUAAUCAAAGUUGAAACUGAGGGAAGCAACAGUAAACCUCUUACAAACACCAGCAAUAGUUCAACAGAUGAAGAAAAAAUGAACAAAACUGAACAUGAUUUACCAGACGAUGAAAAUCGUCCAUCAGGUCAAGAGAAGGGUGAUGUCAACAGGCAUACCAAACAAAGCGUAGAGGAGGAUAUGGAAGAUGAAUACAUCAAGCCUGGAAAAAGAAAAAGGCUGUCUUCUGUAAUGUAUGACAGUGAUGACAGUGAUGACAGCGAUAUCCUAGUUAGAAAAGUAAGUGCUAAACGUCCACGCAGGGUGGUCGAAGAUGAAUGUUCUUCUUUGGAAACAGAACAAGAAACCCCUGAAAAAUCAUUAGCUGCUCGAAAGCGAGAACAUCACCAGAAGCUAAAGGAACUCUCAGAAAGAUCACGCCAGAGACAAAGACGCAAUAGUGGUAGAAAUUUUGAGGACUCUGAAAAGGAAUCUUGUUCAAGUACUGAUGAAGAUGAGGAUGAGGACGAUUACAAAUAUGAUGAAAAUGGAGAUGAUUAUAUGAUUGAUGAUUUUGUAGUACAAGAUGAGGAAGGUGAUGAAGAGAAUAAAAAUCAACAAGGAGAAAAUUUGACUACAUCACAACUGAAAUUAGUAAAACAGAAUUCUCUUUAUUCUUUUAGUGACCACUAUACUCACUUUGAAACAGUUGUGAAGGCUCUUCUGAUCAAUGCUUUCGAUGAAUCUUUUCUGGAAACCUUGUAUGCUGGCACCAGGAAGAAGUCGUAUGCACAAGAUAUGUUGACAUCUCUUCAUUAUUUGGAUAAUCGCUUUAUUCAACCCCGUCUAGAGAGUUUAGUCUCAAGAAGUCGAUGGAAAGAACAAUAUAAGGAGCGAGUUGAAAGCUACUCUACACUAAGUAUCCAUUCAAAGAACCCUGCGGACUGCUCCUGCCAGGCUUGUGGGCUGCAUCGCCACUGUGUAUACUCAGUGCAUCUCUCAGGAAAGCUGUACAACACCAGGACAAUGGAGACAGAUGAUUUCAUGUCACAUGACAAGCAGGUAUUUACUGUUGGCAGAAUUUGUGCUGAUCGCACCAGAAUUUAUCAUAAACUAAAACAUUUUAAAUUCAAACUGUACCAAGAAUGUUGCUCCAUUGCCAAAACAGAAGAAGAUGGAGAUGAACAGGUUAAAGAAACAGUAGGAAGAGUCUUCAGUCAGUCAAAAGAAAGCGGCUGGAUUAGAAAGAAAUAUGAUCAACUGCAAGACUAUCUCAAUUCUGCGGAUUACUUUCAAGAUGAGAAGUUUGAAUUAUAGCAGGUUUCCUUCAGAGAAGAUUGUAUAAGUUUCUGUAAAUGUGAAGAUCAUGAGUUUUGUUUCUCUGUAUCAUGUAACAUUUGUUGUAUAUUCUUUAUGGCAAAAAUCUUGUUUAUAUCUCAUCUGAUUUUCAUGAAAUGCCACAGUGAAGUCUAAUAAAGCCUGCAUAGAUGUACAUGGAGAACAUCAGAUUUGUGAUUCAAAACUCCAUCAAUGUAUUUGGUCAUGUAUUGAUGAUUUUCUCAUAAAUGACCUACAAUUGAAUGUUCUAUCAUGUCCUCCUGUCAGUUUAGUAGAAAUAGGCUGUAUUAAAAUAUAUUUGGACUGACCUGGAGAUGGCUCAGUCAGUAUAAUACCUGCCUUACAAGUACAAGGACCUGAGUUCAGUCCUCAGAACCUUAUUUAAAAUAAAAGCCAGAUGUGAUGGCAUGAACUUGUAAUCCCUGCACUGGGGAGGCAAAGACCAGGCAGAUCUCCGAGGCUUGUUUGUCAGACAACCAACCCACUCUCAUGCCAAUGAGAUACCCUGUCUCAAAACACAAGUUGGGUGUUGCUUGUAAAUGACACCCAAGGCUAUCCUCUGAGCUGAACAUGCAUGCAAACAUAUAUGUACAUGUGCCCACAUGUGUGCAGCCACACACAGGCACCUUCUCAUCCACACUAUAUAUGCAUGUGUAUAUUCAUAUAUAGUGCAACUCAUGCCUCCCUGCGUAUGAAUCAUUGUAUUGUUGCAUCCCUUAGCAGUAUUAAUAUGAAACAUUCAGUAUCAAUGUCUAAUUAGUGUCUCCUCAAUCAGUGAGCCAUGGAAGAAGCCUCAAAUUACCAUGGAUUUAUUAUCCUGACCUCAGAAUGAGACCAGAGCUUGUCUACUGUAGGAGGAGUGCUCCCUCCUGCUGAAGUUUCCCUUAUGAACAGAUGUCUAAUCUGCAGGCUCUUUCAAUCCUCACAUUCAGGAAGAACUUGUUGAUACAUAUUUUUUCAUUCUGUGCAAUGUUCUUUCUUGUUUCUGAACAGUUUUAUCUGGAAUAUAUCAAGUAUUGAGAUGUAUUUUGUGAUUUUUUAACCAAAACAUUCUCUAUGUAAAUAUAUACGUAUGUAUGUACCAGUCUAAAGAUCUCAGCUACAGGUUCAGCCAAAAAACAAUUCAAAAUCUUAUUUUUGUGCCUACAUUACUUUACACAUCCUAAUUUUCCAUAAUUCAAUAAAGUGGUUUCAGAGUAA
Cricetulus griseus (Chinese hamster) is the source of this 3131-nucleotide messenger RNA. The record is from RefSeq and is a predicted model, not a curated record. Lineage: Eukaryota; Metazoa; Chordata; Mammalia; Rodentia; Cricetidae.